Molecule: messenger RNA, 1365 nt
Organism: Rhododendron vialii
Lineage: Eukaryota; Viridiplantae; Streptophyta; Magnoliopsida; Ericales; Ericaceae
Product: transcription termination factor MTERF15, mitochondrial-like
Exons: 4
Coding region: 1-1365 (454 amino acids)
Biological process (GO): chloroplast organization; regulation of DNA-templated transcription
Cellular component (GO): chloroplast
Molecular function (GO): double-stranded DNA binding
Source: RefSeq, a predicted model, not a curated record
AUGUGUAAUUUAAUCUGCAAAGCUUUGCACCGAGUCAAGUCUACUAUUAGGAAUUCGCCAACCCAUUAUUACAUCUGCUUCACUCAAAUCCAGUCCUUUUCAUCAUCUUUCGCGUCCAUUGAUCAAACAAAAAAUCAACACUCAUUCACAGUCAAUUACCUCAUAAACUCAUGUGGGUUUCCUCUAGAAAAGGCCAUAACAACAUCAAAGAAAAUCAGUUUCGAAACCCCAGAAAAACCCGACUCUGUAAUUGCAUUUUUAUGUAGCCAUGGCUUCACCAAAACCCAGGCCUCAAAUGUCAUUUUUAAGUACCCCAGAAUCCUUUCUUCCAAACCAGAAAAAACCCUUUUGCCGAAACUCGAAUUUUUCAAAUCUAAAGGCUUUUCAAGCACAAAUGUUGUCAAAAUACUGUCAACGACGCCGGAACUUCUUCAAAGAAGCUUACAGAACCAAAUCAUCCCAUCUUUCGAGUUCGUUAAGAAUUUGAUUGGAUCGGAGGAGAGAACGUUAUCUGCUAUUAAACAAUUUGCUGGGCGGCCGCUUUUGGUUGAUUUUGAGUCUCGGAUGUUACCCAAUGUUGACAUUCUCCGGGAGGUAGGUGUGCCAGAUGCAAAAGUCGCAUUCUUGUUGACGUGCCAACCUAGAGCAUUCAAGACGAGUUGUGAGAGAUUUAGACAGAUUGUGGAGGAGGUAAAGGGAAUGGGUUUUAACCCUAUGAGAGUGACCUUUGUUAUAGCAGUUCAAGCAUUGAGUUCAAUGAGUAAACCUGUGUGGGAGAAGAAGAUUGAGGUUUAUAAAAAGUGGGGUUUGUCCGAGGAUGAGAUUCUUGUGGCUUUUGGGAAGUAUCCGUGGUUCAUGAUGGUGUCCGAGGACAAGAUCACGAGGAUAAUGGACUUUUUGGUCAAUAAAAUGGGUCUAGAUUCUUCGUAUGUUUUAAAGAGGCCACAACUCCUAUCAAUGAGCUUUGAGAAGAGGAUUGUGCCGAGGUGUUUGGUUUAUCAAGCAUUGCAAGCAAAAGGUCUGAUUAAGAGACCAAAUAUUAGUCUUACGAUGCUGAGGUCUACAGAAAUGUGGUUUGUACAGAAGUUUGUGAAUUUGGCUAAGGAAGAAGCUCCUGACAUAUUGAAAUUGUACGAGGAAAAGUUCCAGAUUGCCACACCGAGUUCAGUAUGUAUAGCUUACCAAGUUUUUGUUUUUGAGGGACUUGGAAAGAACACUAAUAUUUGCUUGAACAGGCACGAGGAAGAAUCUUGCGUGCUAUUGAAGCUGUAUCAGGAAAGGUUCUCCAGAGUAAUUAGAUUAAGCAAUGGGUUGAUUGGAAAUCUAGGAAUCAGAAAGUUUUUCAGAGUUGUAGCUGCGAUAUGA